UUUUCCAAUUCCUAAAUUCCCAAGAGUCAGAGACCUGACCCACCCCAAAGAGAAAUCUUAAUUACGCUCAGAUUUCUAAUUACAAUUCUCAUUAGAAAAACAAAUGCCAAAAGUUUAUGAAUUAGCUCUACACGUGGCGCUAGUUCCCCGAGUCUCUUCACAUGUUAUACAAUUUAGUGACUUUACCAUUCGAGAGUUUAUAUGAAAUCAUUGUUAAUUUUUACAAUUUGUUGACACUUUUAGGUGUAAUAUUUUGUAUAUAUUUAAAUAUAAUGACGUUAUCGUUUGAUCAUUUCUGCAUUGCUCGUGUGUUAUUUCGUUGAUUCCUGCUACAGUGAUAUCUUACAUUUUGUUAUGAUUUAAAUGCAACUCAUCGAUAUACUUGUGAUAUGUGAUAUUAUUUUAUAUCGCGAAUUUUUAUUCCAUGACGUGAGUGCGAUAUUGAAGUGCCGCAGUUCUUUUGUAAAUCAAUUAUUCUAGGGAUAUUUUUUAAUAAUACAUGGUCACCAAUGAUUUACUUCAACUCAAAUGUACUGUCAUAUAUUCAGUAAAAUGUUUGAAGAAUUAAACAUAGAACCAAUUGUUGAAAUCUUGUAUGAAUCAAGCGAUGAUGAAGAUGAAACCGAAGUUGACCAAGAAUUUGCUAUUGAAAGUGAAUAUGACACUAACAGUGAACAAAGUGCUAGUUCGGAUGAAGAAAGUAUUGAUAAUGAUAAUGACACACUGUUUAUGUCUAGUAAAAAUAAACACAAGUGGAAUAAUAAACCCAUUAAAGAUGAAUGUACUCUGAAACAUAAUACUAUUAGUUAUUCGCCUGAAAUUUGUGGACCUGCUAAAGAACAUACUGUUCUUAAUCCAGAACUUGCCUGGCGUUGCCUCUUUACGGAUGAAAUACUUUAUGUUAUUGUGAAAUAUACCAAUCAAGAAAUAAACAGAAGAAAGGGUAAAUAUUUAUGCCCGAAUGAAGCCUCUUUCUUGAGUGAAACUAAUUAUCAAGAGAUAAGAGCAGUCCUAGGACUUUUAUAUUUAGCAGGUGUUUUCAAAACUAUACACGAAAGUUUAGAAGAUUUAUAUGCAAACGAUGGUACUGGAAGGGAUAUAUUUCCAGCGACAAUGACUUUAAAACGGUUGAUAUUUUUACUUUCUUGCCUUAGAUUCGAUGAUAAGAAAACGCGAGAAGAACGAAAAAGGACAAAUAAGUUUGCUGCUAUAUCUGAACUAUUUGAACAAUUUAUUCUUAAUUGUCAAACAAAUUAUAGUUCUAGUGAGUACCUAACAAUCGAUGAAAUGUUGAUUGCAUUCGAAGGCAAAUGCCCAUUUAAAAUGUACUUACCAUCCAAGCUAAACAAAUAUGGUAUUAGAAUGAUGGUUUUAGCAGAUGCAAAAACGCAUUAUUUAAUAAAUGCCCAUGUAUAUACAGGAAAGCAGGAUGUUUUAAAAAGAAAGAAGAAUUUCUCUGUGCCUAUGCAACAUGCUCUGAAACUUGUACAUCCGGUAGAAAAAACAAAUAGAAACAUAACAGGAAAUAAUUGGUUUUCAUCCAUAGAGCUAGCAGAUGAACUGAAAAAUAGGGGUAUUACAUAUGUAGGAACAAUGAAAAAAGAUAAGAAGCAGAUUCCCCCACAGUUUCUUCCACAAAAGAAAAAAGUUAUUGGGUCAUCCGUGUUUGGAUUCAAUGAACAAACCACUCUUGUUUCCUAUACUCCUAGAAAAAAUAAGUCGGUAAUCUUACUCUCCACCAUGCACCAUACGCAAAGCAUCGAUAACGAAAGUGGAAAACCUGAAAUACUUCAUUUUUACAACAUGACAAAAGAUACGGUUGAUAAAUUGGAGCAGGACAUAUCAAAAUAUUCCACUGUGCAAAGUACAAAGUGGUGGCCAAUGGUGAUAUUUUUCGCGAUCAUGGACAUUGCAGCGUUCAAUGCUUACAUACUUCAAACCAACAAAGAAAAUUCGGAAUCAAUCACUAGACGCGAUUUUAUUAUAUCCUUAGGCAAAUCUUUAAUCCAAUCUGAACUUAAAAGGAGAAGCUUAGAGAAGGAACUACCUCGCGAAUUAAGACAUACAAUCGUGAAAUUAACAGGUGUUUGUAAUCCGCGUAACGAAGCACGAGAUGAACCUGUUGACUGGAUAGGAAAACGAAGAAGGUGUCAAUCGUGUCCACGUGGAAGUGAUAGGAAAACUGGUACCUACUGUGAAAUAUGUAAAAAACCUUUAUGCGCAGGAUGCACUAAAAGAAUUUGUCCAGGAUGUUUUUGAGUAAUAUCCGGACAUUUGUAUUAAAAAUAUAAACCGUGCAUAUUAUAAAAACAAUAUUUGAACUCAUUAUCGAGUUUUUAUUAAAUUAUUAAACAAUUUGCAGUUGUAAUAGAGUUCACUACUUCAACCAUUGAAUAUUAUUUUAAAUAUGAUACGGUUUUAAAUUAUUGUG
Molecule: messenger RNA, 2431 nt
Organism: Megachile rotundata (alfalfa leafcutting bee)
Lineage: Eukaryota; Metazoa; Arthropoda; Insecta; Hymenoptera; Megachilidae
Product: piggyBac transposable element-derived protein 4
Source: RefSeq, a predicted model, not a curated record